AUGAUUUCUUGUAUUCCAUUGAAGUCGUCAACUGAUGCUGUCUCCCUCUCCUCGGCUAAGUUGAUAGAGAAGGCCGAGAGCCCUUGUCGGGCGGAUGAUGUCGACGAUAUAAUCCAGCAAUCGUCAUCUCUUAAUUCGUCUCUUCCAGAGAUUGUUGUUCUUGGGCGCCUCGCGGGCGUCGAGGUCGACUGUGUGGUUGAUUCCGCUUCUGGUUACUCGUACGUGGCCACCGAUGAUACUGAUCGUCUUCCAGUAUCAUCAUACAAGCUCGAGCAUCCGUUAGCUGUCAGGGUUGCCAAUGGAUCUAUUGUAGAGGUCCAUUCCGCUGUCUCCGGUAUCCUUGAAUUGCUCGAUGCACUUUCUCAGGCUACGGUCUGUUCCUCCGAGAUAUGCUUCUUCGAGAUGUCCACCGAGGUUGGUCAAGGCUUCCACGCUGAGAGACUCCGAUCCGCGGCUGUAGCGGUGCGGCAGCACUGUGUCUUCUGUGCACGGUUCUGUGCGACGUUCCCUAAGAACUGGGCCGUUCCGUGUGGGGGACCCUUUUUUGACAUUAGUAGUCUCAUGAAACUGCCUGCCUACAGUGUCGUCGGGAUCGACUACGUCUCCUUGGCACCUAAGACCGUGCGGCUUAUUUUCGCAGCAGUUCAUUCUUGGAUGGUCUCAAGAACUUGGGCAUUCAAAGUGUGCAUUUGGCUUCUCGCUCGCCAUUUGAAGGGUCUCUAUAUGAGCGCCGAAACCAAGAAGUUCGCCGUCUACUUCGCUUCUUUGUGGUUAAAGGAUCGUUCCACCCGCAAUGCCCGGGGUGGCAGUAGAGGUAGAGCGGGAGUUCUUUCUUUCGCUGCUGAUGAGUUGGUCUUUGUCAAGAGCGGCAAGUCUAUCAAUCCUGCUCGGGUUGUCAAGACUCUCCCUGGCUCUGAUGGUGUUGUUAGACGUCUCUUAGUACGUAACAUCAAGUCAGGUCGAGAAUCCACCGUCUCUCAUCAUAAUGUCGCUAAGUCCUGCAUAGAGUCAGAUCUUCAGGUGUAG
Perkinsus marinus ATCC 50983 is the source of this 1026-nucleotide messenger RNA. RefSeq lists its product as hypothetical. Lineage: Eukaryota; Perkinsozoa; Perkinsida; Perkinsidae. The record is from RefSeq and is a predicted model, not a curated record. The transcript is spliced from 4 exons. The coding region runs from base 1 to 1026 and encodes 341 amino acids.